This is a messenger RNA of Strongylocentrotus purpuratus (purple sea urchin), 6327 nucleotides long. It is a transcript of the gene ABCC1, whose product is annotated as ATP-binding cassette, sub-family C (CFTR/MRP), member 1. The transcript is spliced from 30 exons. NCBI's taxonomy places the organism in Eukaryota, Metazoa, Echinodermata, Echinoidea, Camarodonta, Strongylocentrotidae. Gene Ontology annotation, molecular function: ATP binding; ATP hydrolysis activity; ABC-type transporter activity. The record is from RefSeq and is a predicted model, not a curated record. The coding region runs from base 318 to 5045 and encodes 1575 amino acids. Gene Ontology annotation, cellular component: membrane. Gene Ontology annotation, biological process: transmembrane transport.
ACAGUGCAUGCAGUGUCUCGAAUUUCGCGAUGUCUUGAUUUACGUAACAUUUAUCACACAUAAUUAAUAAUCUUUAUUGAAUCAUUCUUCUCCUCGCUGUUUGAUCGUUGAAAACUGGAAUUAAUCACACCGGGUAAACUUUGCAAGUAGCUCAGUAACUGCUGAGCGAAGCUCGAGAGUGGAGCUGAAUAACAACACUUCUUGGAGCUGAGAAGCUUACCAACCUCUCUGGACUCUGCCUUUGUGACCGAGAGGGGACGGGGCGAAGCGGCUGCGAUUGUCGGCGCGGAAGAUUGGAAUUGAGACUGAGCAAUGCAAUGGCACCAAACACUUCAUGGGUGGAAUUUUGCGGUUCCGAUUUAUGGGACCCAUCCUUACUGAAUGCUUCUGUACCUGAUGUGACACCGUGUUUCCAAGAAACAGUGUUGUCAUGGAUACCAUCAGCUUUUCUUGUUCUUAUCACUCCUUUCUAUCUCCUCUUCAUGAAACACAAUGACAGAGGAUUCAUUCCUAUAUCUAAACUGCACAAGGCUAAAUUGAGUCUUGGGUUGCUGCUCAUUCUGCUACCAGUAUUAGAUGUGUGCAAAGGGAUAUCAGAUAUGAUGCAGACUGAUGGAGACUUGCCAGCCGUAUACAUAGUCACUCCAGCAGUAUUAGCAAUAACUAUGGUUGUAGCCUUGAUCCUCAUCCAUGUAGAGAGAAUGAAAGGACAGCAAUCCUCUGGUGUGCUCUUUAUAUUCUAUCUUAUCAGUAUUCUAUGUGCAGUAGCAGAGUUUCAUUCAAAGGCUAUCAAUGCCAAGGAUCAAGGCUCCGAGGAUGCAUUCCGCUAUGUGACCUUUUACCUUUACUUCUUCCUUCUGAUUGGUCAGUUAGUGUUAGUCACCUUUGCAGAUCAGAUGCCAUAUGACUCGCCAGAUAUUGCCGAAACUAAUCCUUGCCCCGAAGCUAGAGCCUCUUUCUUGUCUGUCAUCACAUUCUGGUGGUUUACAAGCAUGGUGAUCAAGGGAUAUAAGAAGAGUCUAGAGAAAGCUGAUCUGUGGUCUCUACUCACCAGAGAUAAAGCUUCUAGAGUCGUCCCAGAAUUUGAAAGUAGCUGGUUAAAAGAAGUGCAUAGGGUGAAUCAAUCCAAGCACAGCGCGUACUCUCAAGCCUCGCUGAAUCGUCAUGGUGAUGGAGGUCAGAAGUAUGCUAUGACAGAACUCGAUCCAGAAGGGAAAUCCCCUAAUGGUACCAACACCAAGGUCUACCGCCCACCCACUGAUCCAUCAUCUAAAGGCAAUAUUGAUGGUUACACUCAGGCCUUAGCCGUACCACAGGUGGAGUUUAUAGAUAGUAGCAGUAAAGCAUCGUUGUUUAGAGCUGUCGCUAUGAGGUACGGAGAGAAGUUCUUGGUUGCUGUUUUGCUCAAGUUCAUCCAUGAUUGCUUACUCUUUGUCAACCCACAGAUACUCAGAUUACUGAUCAACUUCACAGAAGACCAUACUAUUUGGCAAUGGAGGGGUUUCUUCUAUGCAGGAGUUAUGCUCAUGAUAUCAAUGUUCAACUCUACUCUAUUACAUCAGUACUUUCAUCGUUGUUUCAUCGUUGGUAUGCAUCUCAGAUCAGCUAUCAUUGGUGUGGUCUAUAGAAAGUCCUUACAGCUCUCCAGUGCAGCAAGGAAAGGAGCUACCGUUGGUGAGAUAGUCAACCUGAUGUCAGUUGAUGCUCAGCGUUUCAUGGAUCUAUGUACCUAUCUCAACAUGUUAUGGUCAGGUCCAUUUCAGAUCUCAGUAGCCCUUUACUUCCUAUGGCAGACGUUAGGACCGUCAGUCUUGGCUGGGUUAGGUGUCAUGAUUCUACUCAUACCACUCAAUGCAUUGGUAGCUACGCAAGCAAGAAAACUACAAGUGAAACAGAUGCAAUACAAGGAUGCUAGAAUCAAACUGAUGAGUGAGGUGCUGAGUGGCAUCAAGGUGCUGAAGCUGUAUGCAUGGGAGGAGUCUUUCCAAUCUAAGAUUCUUGCUAUCAGAGACAAGGAACUGAAAGUCUUACGUCUAGCUGCUUACCUCAAUGCCUUCACCUCAUUCACAUGGACCUGCGCACCUGUCCUAGUUUCUGUGACGACAUUUGCAGUGUAUGUGAUAUCAGAUGAGAACAACAUUCUUGAUGCAGAGAAAGCUUUUGUUUCAAUCGCUCUCUUUAAUAUCCUGCGAUUCCCACUCAGUAUCAUGCCAAAUCUUAUCUCAAAUAUGGUACAGACCAGUGUAUCACUGAAGCGUUUGGAGAAGUUCUUGAAGAAUGAACAGCUAGACCCUCAGAAUGUAGACCAUUUCAACAUGCCAGGUCACUCAAUAACUGUAGAUAGUGGACAUUUCACUUGGGAUAGAGAGGAGAAAACAACUCUUACAAACAUCAAUCUGGACAUCAAGCAAGGAUCUCUAGUAGCGGUUGUAGGACAGGUUGGAUGCGGGAAGUCAUCACUUCUAUCUGCGUUGCUAGGAGAGAUGGAGAAAGUAGAUGGGAAAGUCUUUGUGCAGGGUUCCGUUGCCUAUGUUCCUCAGCAAGCUUGGAUACAGAAUGCAACACUGAGAUCAAACAUUGUUUUCAGUGGAGAUCUUCAUGUAACUAAAUACAAGCAUGUGAUACAGUCCUGUGCCUUGGCUCGUGAUCUAGUAGUGCUACCAGGUGGAGACAUGACAGAGAUUGGUGAAAAGGGUAUCAACCUGAGUGGUGGUCAGAAGCAGAGGGUCAGUCUGGCCAGAGCUGUGUAUGCUAACACUGAUCUGUACCUGCUGGAUGAUCCAUUGAGUGCGGUGGAUGCUCAUGUAGCGAAGCAUAUCUUUGGACAUGUCAUAGGACCUCAAGGUCUUCUCAAGAACAAGACUCGUAUCCUGGUAACCCAUGGGAUCAGCUUCCUACCUCAGGUUGAUCAGAUCAUUGUAAUGAUAGACGGCUCUGUCUCUGAGGUAGGCUCCUAUCAGGAUCUAUUGGAUCAGAACGGUGCGUUUGCAGAGUUUCUUCGGAAUUACAGCCAAGAUGCAGACGAGAAGGAGGAUGAAGACGAGGAAGAGGAGGAGGAGGAAGAAGAUAUACCAGUCAAUAUAUCACUAGAAGAUCUAACAGAAGACAGAGAGCCAACCAGAAACCUAGAACCACUCAGAGGAAAAGCUAGGAAACUAAGUAAAGGCAUAGAGGCUAUAUCACAGUAUGAUAUCUUCAACACACCAAGUAAGAAGACAGACCAUGUAAUGAAGACAGACGCCUAUGAUGAGGUCGUGAUGGGUGAUACAGAGGAGAAGAUCAUACAAGCAGAGAAGGCAAAGCUAGGCAAUGUCAAGUUGACAGUCUUCUGGGCCUACAUCCGUUCCAUCGGUGUAUUUCUCUCCACUGUCAUUGUCGCCCUCUACAUGCUCUUCAACAUCACCUCCGUAGCAGGUAACCUAUGGCUAAGCCGCUGGAGUAAUGAGCCCUUGGUUAACGGAACACAACCAGACUCUGUGAGGGAUAGAUAUCUCACUGUCUACGCAUUGCUCGGACUCACACAGGGCAUCAUAGCAAUCGCAGCCGUCAGCAUCCUUCGUCUAGGAACCAUCCGAUCCGGUCGUAUCCUUCAUAUCCAUCUUCUCAAUGCCGUCAUUCGCUAUCCAAUGGCUCUCUUUGAUACCAUCCAACGUGGUAGUCAUCUCAACCAUUUCUCAAAAGACGUGGAUGUCAUCGACCAUGACCUUCCAGAGAAGCUGGAUGAUUUCCUGACGUGUGCCCUAGAUACUAUCUUCUCAUUCAUCAUCAUCUGCUUCUCAACUCCUUGGUUUAUGCUAGUGGCAGUCCCACUCAUUACGUUCUAUGUUGUAGUACAGCGGUUCUACAUCUGUACGUCCCGUCAGCUGAAGAGACUUGAGUCAGUGUCACGCUCACCCAUCUAUUCACACUUCUCUGAGACGAUCGUUGGUACAAGCACCAUCAGAGCAUAUCAAUGUCAGCAAGACUUCAUCAAACACAAUGAGCAGCUGAUUGAUAACAAUCAUAUCACAUACUACCCUAAUAUCAUCUCAAACAGAUGGCUUGCCUUGAGACUAGAGUGUGUUGGGAACUGCAUCGUAUUCUUUGCGGCUCUCUUUGCAGUGAUUGGUCGAUCCAAUCUUAGCUCAGGCAUCGUAGGAUUGUCCAUCAGCUAUGCCCUGCAGAUCACCCAGACAUUGAAUUGGAUGGUGCGAAUGACCAGUGAGCUAGAAACCAAUAUUGUUUCUGUGGAGAGAGUCAAGGAAUAUUCUGAAGCACCGACAGAGGCAGCUGCUAUAGUAGCAGACAACAGACCUGCAGAGUCAUGGCCUGAUGAAGGCAAAGUAGAGUUUAUCAACUACAGUACUCGUUAUAGAGAAGGGCUUGACCUUGUCAUCAAAGGAAUCAAUUUUACUGUCAAGCCUGGUGAGAAGGUUGGUGUUGUUGGAAGGACAGGAGCAGGGAAAUCUUCUCUGACCAUGGCUCUCUUCAGAAUCAUUGAACCUGCUGAGGGUCACAUUGAGAUUGAUGGUGUGGACAUCUCAUUGAUUGGUCUCAAAGAUCUAAGGUCUAAGAUCACCAUUAUACCUCAGGAUCCUGUCCUGUUUGCUGGACCUCUACGUAUGAAUCUGGAUCCAUUUGAGAGCUAUACUGAUGAUGAGGUCUGGCUAGCUCUUAGACUGUCUCAUCUAGCAACGUUCAUCUCUAGUCUUCCUGAGGGAUUGCAGUAUGAGUGUGCAGAGGGAGGAGAAAACCUCAGUGUUGGUCAGCGGCAGCUGAUCUGCCUUGCGAGGGCGCUGUUGAGGAAGAGCAAGAUCUUGGUCUUAGACGAAGCGACUGCAGCAGUGGAUCUAGAGACGGAUGAUCUCAUCCAGACUACAAUACGAACAGAGUUCGCAGAAUGUACAGUCAUCACAAUAGCACAUAGGAUCAACACUAUCAUGGAUAGUACCAGAAUCUUAGUGAUGGAUGGAGGAGAGAUAGCAGAGUUUGACACACCCACCGAGCUACUUACCAGUGGAGGGAUCUUCUACACUAUGGCCAAAGAUGCAGGACUUACCUCAUAGUACAUCUAGUGUGAAGUCUACCCCUUUGACUCCCAUCAACUUUUUACAUGACUGAGUUGGUAUGUGAAGAGUUCUUUAAUAGGGAAUAUUGUGUGUAUGAAAUGGCUAGAAUUUGUGAAAGAGGUUUAAUUAAUAUAUGGUCUAAAUCAUAAUUUAAACAUCGUCCGUGGACUGCAGUAAACGUAAAGAAGUGUUUAUCAGCAAAUGGAUUGCUUGCCCUUUAGAUGUAAGAUCAUAUAGGUUCUAUGCUUAUGGCGUUUUAAACCAUGGCUUACAAUUAACCUCUUUUGUGAAUUUAAGUUAGUGUGUCAACAGUGACACUGUAUUUAUCUUUAAAACAGUCAUGAAAACACCAUACUGAGAAAAAGCAAAAUCUUGUGCAAGCUUACAGUGACAUAAUCUCUCCAUUAACAUUAUAUUACCUCAAUGUGUUGGGUAGAUUCUACUUUAUUUGCAGGUUAAAACCAUUUUGUGUGAACUGGUCGUCGGGAGUGAUUACUUCAUUUAAUACCAAUGAGAGUUUUAUUGACAUGUUCACUUUUUAAAACAAUGCCUGUAUGGAAUGAUCCUUUAGAAAAUGAGUUUUCUUGUGUGUGCAAUCUUUGGGCACGUGUACAUAUUUGUAAGAGGUAACGUAGUGAAUCUCUUCUUACAACUCGAUCUAUUUGCAGUGCUUGCCUGAGGAAAUUGAAAUUGUAUAAUAUUGAUGUUUUGUAUUUUCUUCAUGAUGCCUUUAUUGUACAUGUACCUCCUCCAUCAUCUACCAAAGAUAUUAUACAGCAAGUUAUUAUGAUGGUUUAACUUUGAUGAAUAAGUUUUUAAAUGCCAAUCAAACCUUUGUUGAUUUUGAUAAGAGCAAAUGAAUAUGAGAAACAGACUGGUGAAAGUUUUUUUUUUAAUGGGUAAGUUAUGAAAGUUAUGAAUGAUUGUGAGUUGAGAUCUAUAUGAAUAUCAAACUGGUAUUAUGACUAUAGGGAUAUAGUGUCAUGUAAGAUUGUUCUUGCAUUCGUUCAUCCAUUGAGAUGUUGUAAUUUCUAUUACCUCCUAGAUAAAACUUUCCACCAAUUGUACUCAGAAUUUAAUUGAGAACAUGAUGUUUAAUGAACCUCUAUUAGUCUAGAAAGAGAAAGAGAAAAAGUGAUGUUUUGGCCUUUCACUGUAGCAUUCUGACAUUUCACUUCAUUCAGAAUACAAUUAUCAGCAAAUCAAGAAUUCUGUCUAAACAUUAAUUUUAAAUUGUUGAAUUUUCACCAAUCUGUUUCUCUGAUUUUUAUGCUUAAAG